AUGGACAAUGGAACCGCAGUCACCGAGUUCUUCCUGCUGGGCUUGACCGACGUCCAGGAGCUGCAGUCUUUCCUCUUUGGGCUCCUCCUCAUCUUCUACCUCAUCAACGUGGUAGGCAAUGGCGCCAUCGUGAUGAUCGUCUCCUCAGAGCCGCGGUUCCACUCCCCCAUGUACUUCUUCCUGGGGAACCUUUCCUGUCUGGACAUAUGCUUCUCCACGGUGACCCUGCCCAAACUGCUGGCCAACCUCCUGUCUGCCCGCAAGGCCAUCUCCUUCCUCGGCUGCAUCACCCAGCUCCACUUCUUCCACUUCCUGGGCAGCGCCGAGGCCACCUUGCUGGCCGUCAUGGCCCUGGACCGCUUCGUGGCCAUCUGCCGCCCUCUCCGUUACCCGGUCAUCAUGAGUCGGUGGGUGUGUAUCCUGCUGGCUGGAGCCACCUGGGCCACCGGCUUCUUCCAUGCUCUGCUCCACUCGGUUCUGACAUCCCGGUUGUCCUUCUGCGGCUCCCACCAUAUCCCUCACUUCUUCUGUGAUGUCAAGCCACUCCUGGUGUUGGCCUGCGGCAGCAUCGAGCUAAACCUGUGGUUGCUCAACACCUUCACGGGGAGCCUGGCCACGGGCCCCUUCUUCCUGACGCUGCUCUCCUACCUCUACCUGAUCGGCUUCCUCCUGCUCCAGAGCCGCUCCUGGAGAGCGCUGAGCAAGGCCCUGUCCACCUGUGUGGCCCACUUCUCCGUGGUGAUCCUCUUCUACAUUCCCGUCGCCGUCGCCUACGCAAGCCCCUCCUCAGGCGACUCUCUGGUCCAGGACCGGGCCAACGCCGUCAUGUACAGCGUUGUCACCCCUGUGCUCAACCCCCUCAUCUACACGCUGAGGAACCGAGACGUCAAAGAGGCGCUGAAGAAAAUUUUCACCCGGAAGUUCUCUGCUUGA
Messenger RNA from Tachyglossus aculeatus (Australian echidna), 933 nucleotides. Its product is annotated as olfactory receptor 12D3-like. Gene Ontology annotation, cellular component: membrane. The coding region runs from base 1 to 933 and encodes 310 amino acids. Lineage: Eukaryota; Metazoa; Chordata; Mammalia; Monotremata; Tachyglossidae. Gene Ontology annotation, biological process: G protein-coupled receptor signaling pathway. The transcript has a single exon. The record is from RefSeq and is a predicted model, not a curated record. Gene Ontology annotation, molecular function: G protein-coupled receptor activity; olfactory receptor activity.